UUACCGCUUUUUGUGUGUUACCUUACCUUAUUUGCCGACAUGACUGCGCUGACAUUGCUCCGUCGAUCGGUUGCGGCGGUCAGCUGCGCUGCUUACGCCCCCGCUCGACCGGCCAAUUGGCGGUUUUUGCCCCAGCUUCAAAGGCGCCAAUUGCAUUGGCUCACUUGUGGGCGGCAUGCUGCUCUUUUGGCCAGCAAAACAACAGCAACACCAGCAGCAGCAGCAGCAGCUGCGCAGGCGCCAAACGCGCAUGCUAAUAAUGCCAGCGUGAAACCAACCCAACCCUUUUUAGACUUUCGCACCAUGUCCUCUGCUGCUCCGAAACUGGUGGCCGUUGCCGAGUCGCGUCGCUUCAUGAUCGACUGCUUCAAGGCCGUGAAGGUGCCCCAGGCUCAUGCCGAGGCCCAGGCGGAUCUCCUGGUGGCCGCCGAUCACCGGGGACACUUCAGUCACGGCAUGAAUCGCCUCGAAAUGUACAUCAACGAUCUGGCCAUUAACUCGACCGACGGAGGAGCUGUGCCGAAGAUCCUGAAGGAAACCCCGGCCACCGCCUGGGUCGAUGGACUCAAUGGAUUGGGCGCCGUGGUGGGCAACUACUGCAUGGAUUUGGCCAUCAAGAAGGCCAAGACUGUGGGCGUUGGCUGGGUUUGUGCCAAGGGAUCGAAUCAUUACGGCAUGGCCGGGUGGUAUGCCAUCAGGGCCAUGGAUCAGGGUCUGGUGGGCAUGUCCAUGACGAAUACCUCCCCGUUGAUGGCUCCCACUCGGGCCAAGGAGGCUGCUCUGGGCACCAACCCCUUGUCGCUGGGAGCCCCUGCCACCAAUGGCGAUAAGUUCCUGCUGGACAUGGCCACCACUGCGGUGGCCGUGGGAAAGAUCGAAAUCCAGCGGAGGAAGGGAGCUCCCCUGCCCGACGGCUGGGCUCAGGAUCCCGAGGGAGCGGUGACCAACGAUGCGGAGCUGGGCUUCAGCACCGGCUGCCUGAUGCCCCUGGGUGGUUCCGAGCUCACCUCCGGCUACAAGGGCUACGGACUGGGUGCCAUGGUGGACAUCCUGUCGGGCGUCAUGUCCGGCGCCAACUACUCCACCCAGGUGAGGAAGUGGACGCACGCCGGCGCCGAUUCCGCCGCCGAUCUCGGCCAGGUCUUCAUCGCCGUGGAUCCCAACUGCUUUGCUCCCAACUUCGAGGAGCGCAUGAGUGACUUCAACUCCCGCCUGAGGAACACCACGCCGACCGAUCCCGGCAAGCCCGUUUUGUUGGCCGGAGACAAGGAGCGAAAUGGAAUGGCUGAAGUCGAUGCUGCCGGCGGUAUCCAGUAUCUGGAGAAUCAGCUGAAGACCUGUGCCAACCUGGCCGAAAAACUCAAAAUCAAGCCGCUGAGCUUUGUCUAAACGGGAACUCGAAAGAAAGAUUGGAGGAUUUAAAUAUGGGAGCCAAGCUCACCGAUUGCCAUAUGCUGGAGACGCUUCUGCAUUUCGACGGACCAAAGCACUACGUUACUUUACACUGCAAGAAAUAUUGAUAUUCGCAACAGUUUGAUUUGCGCUGGUGCUGAUUUAUAGUUUGUUACAUAUCCUCGUGCACUUAGAACUUAUUUCUAGUUUCCCAGAAGUCUGUCGUUUUAAUUCGUUUUCGUACAUUUAAAAGUGUAAUUAUUUAUUACGAGUUUCCGACAUUCUUUUGGUAAAUUAGCCAUAAAUAGUAGAGUAAAGACUUGCAGCUUGCACUUUUAUUAUAAGUAAAGGGACGUCUAAAUAUCGUUUUAGAAAAACUACCAUUUGUUAUACAAUAUAUUGCUUACGGCACUAAAAUAUAUCCAAGUUGUGUUCAGCAAAUACGUAAUUAUUAAAAUAAAACAAAAACCUUAUGACAAAUUUU
Messenger RNA from Drosophila takahashii, 1876 nucleotides. Lineage: Eukaryota; Metazoa; Arthropoda; Insecta; Diptera; Drosophilidae. The record is from RefSeq and is a predicted model, not a curated record.